This is a messenger RNA of Mya arenaria, 3442 nucleotides long. Its product is annotated as F-box/WD repeat-containing protein 9-like. The record is from RefSeq and is a predicted model, not a curated record. The transcript is spliced from 9 exons. Gene Ontology annotation, cellular component: preribosome, large subunit precursor. Lineage: Eukaryota; Metazoa; Mollusca; Bivalvia; Myida; Myidae. Gene Ontology annotation, molecular function: protein binding. Bases 163 to 1512 code for a protein of 449 amino acids.
UUGUUUACUUUGUGGUGACUCAUAUUCCUUAACUGGAUUCAAAAAUCAUUUCUAAAUUUAAAUGUUCUUGGUUCUGCAAAUUAGUCAUCGGUUGCAAUUUGGUUCUAUUAAAACCAAUCAAAUUAUUCAUUAGAAAAAGACAUCUGCAGAUGACAAGAGACCAUGAAAGAAGGAGACAGUUUAUGCGAUUCUGUGUCUGUUGAAUACAACAUUACCAAGAAAAUGGAACAGCUGAACAGCAGUGAUCAUACAAGUGCAGAGGAGAAAACGGAUGUCAGAAAACCUGAACAAAUAGAAGAAAGUGACGGAGAUGUUCUGAUUAAUCCAGAUCCAGAUGAAUUUGAACUGAAUCUGACCGACUUGCCAGAGGAAAUUCUAAUACACAUUGCCUCAUUCGUCGAAUCCCGAGUGAUCAUCUCAGCGCUGUACGGAACCUGUAGGCUGUUCUAUGCCUUAUUCUCCGAUGAACGGUACUGGAAGACGAGAAUCGCACAGACGUUCCAUAAGUCUUACCCUAUUUUUGAAACUAAGGGUUUCAACUGGCGUAGAGCAUGUAUGGAACGAGAAGAGCUUCACGAUUUGUGGUCCAACCCUGGCAAAAACUUCGACCACUUCAUAGUCAAUCAGGGAUUCUUUGCUGCAGUAGAUGUGGUGCACUUAAUGAAGGAAGGCCGUUACCUGGUGACAGGUUCACGAGACAGAUACAUGAACAUCCUGGAUCUCAGCAAACAUUCCACUGAGGCUCAACAACAGAGUGAUGAUUUCACCGUCUUCCAUGACGAUAAAACUCAUAAGGGAUGGGUGUGGUCGAUGGCGUCACAGGGAGAUUCACUGGUGACAGGGUCAUGGGACACGUACAUCCGCAUGUGGGACACGGGGGAUGGAAACGUUGCGCUGACCUAUGACAAAAAGUUGAAAACACCUGUCCUUGGCCUCUAUUAUGAACCCAACUUCAUAGCCGCUGGGGGUUUCGACAAGCGUCUCCACAUGUUUGAUCCUCGAAGCCCGGACGAACCAAUGCGAAAGUGCUACCACACCCAUCCUCUUCUGUGUGUCACUGGGGAUGAUAAGUACAUUAUCUCAGGCAGUGAAGACAAGGUCAUCUCUAUAUAUGACAGAACUGCGGGGAAAAAGUAUAAACAGAUUAAGAUGGAGAGUAUGGUGUUAAGCCUAAGUUAUGGUGGUGGCCAGCUAUGGGUCGGAGAUAAACAGGGAAACCUGCGUGUGCUCGAUGCCAGAGAUGCUCUCUUUGAUGAGAAUAACAUUCAGACCAUAGAUGUAGGUCACUCCGGCAAACUGACGGGAUUGAUCCACACAGAUGGGGGCGUGUUCACGUGCUGUUCUGACUCCAAGGUCAAGGUCAUAGAGCCAUGUCUGGAUGCAGACGUCAUCACUACCCUCAAUGCACAUUCCGGGGAAGUGGCAGGGAUCAGCUACAAUAAUGGUGUUUUGGCGAGUGCCGGGGCUGACAUUACUGUUGGAGUAUGGCUACCAAAAACCAGGGCAUUCUGAAAUGCUUGGAGUGAAAUCUUGUCUAUUGUUAAAGUUUAUAUAGUCAUUUGUGACUUCAGGACACUGUAGUAUUAGUGUUGUUGUUACCAUAGUAUGUUCUGCAAAGUACUGCUUUCCACAAAAUAUCAACAGCAAUUAACAAAAUGUAUGGAUAAUCUGAUCCAAGACUAGUAUUGUGCGCUUCACAUGCUGUAGAACCAAAUGUUUUGCAUACAUUCCAUAUCCCUGGGCCGAGGGAUAAUCCUCUGGAAUUUGCACAUACUAGAUCAGAUGAUAACACUGAAUAUAUGGAAGGUGGAUUUUCAUUGGUUGUUUUAUUUUUAGAUGUAUCCAAAUCGGCUGAAUUUCAAUUUAUAUGGUAAAUCUGAACGGAUUUCAUGUUACAAAAAAAAUUGCAUAAAAAUGUGUUGUUUACAAGUAUUUGUGGUGCUCUUGUCUCGUUUGUUUGCAUACUGUGAUAGUUCAUUCAAUAUGUUCACUAUGCACAUACGCCAAGAUGUAUACUACCUGUUAUGUAUUAUUUUCAUCUUUGUUUCAUCCGGAUUUAUUUAAGAAAAACGGUUGCGUUAUUGUCAUAGCCGCGUGUUGUUAUUGGUAUAGUAGUUGGUGUCAUUUUUCUAAAACCUUGGCCCAGGGCUGCCGUUGAAGGAAGUUUGGAAGUAUAUUACUCCCUAGAAAUGAGUUAAAACUUCUAAAAUGGAUUCCUUGGAAGUACAAAAACUUCUAUAAUUUUGAAGAAAACUUCCAAAGUUGAAAGCUUGGAAGUUCAAAAUAUCAAAACUGUCAAUAUUACUUUUAUGGUCACAAUUUCAAUAAAUCUUGAAAUAAAAUGAAUUAUUUCAAUAUAAAUCUGUGAAUUUGGCAAGUUAUAGUUGCAAAUAGUUUUAUUUUUAACAAACAAUUUGAAAAAUAGUGGAAAAAAGUAUUGUAUUCAAGAAACUUCCACAUUUCAGUUUAAACCUUACAAUAAUGAUGGACAGGAAGUUCAUAAUUUACUUUCAAAUUCUGAAUGGAAGCCCUGUUGGCCAUAACUAUUAAACAGUUGAAGAAAUAAAGCAACUUUCUACACAUAUUGCCAGAGACAAUACGUUCAUAUAUGGAUAACAAGGCGCAUAACUCUGGCCUUGAUAACUGUAAAUUUGUGCCCCUUCGACAUAAGGAAAAACAACGGACGAGCAUUGUUGCUUCUGUUGUUCUCUUGUUUUUUUUUAAUGCAUUGUUGAAAUUGUUUGUAUUGAAUUGUCAUGUUUAGAGCGUCAAAAUCCUGUUUGCCUUUGCAGUUGAUUGAAUUGAAAAUCAAAUUAGUUCUUCAUUAAUUGUGUCGCUGGCGUCAUGGUUGAUGUUUUGUUUUUCAGUUUGUGCGUGUGUUCAAUGUAUAUUAAUGUGAUCUGAUAAAUACGAAACACAAUUUUGCUCUUACUAUUAAUUAUGAACUACGCUUAGCAAUUUUAACCAACAGAUCGACCAAGAAUACUCAAUUGUGCAAGAAAAUCAGGAUAUAAAACAUAAUCUGAUUGUAGAAUCUGCAACAGUUGUUGUCUUCGGCAUUGUCAUCGUCAUCAUCACACUUUCAUCAUCACACUUUCGUUUCAUAUCUUUAAAAUUUUUAUGCACAUUGAUGGCUGGUCAUGGUCAGUAAAUAGGCCUUAUUGGUUUUGGGGUCAGUAGGUCAAGGUCAUGUUGACAGACGACAGAUCCGAUUAGCGGAAUUCUAGUUAAUCAAUUAAUUUCAUUAUAUGCGACUUUAUUCACUGUGGUAAUUCUUGAAACCUUACUGAUAUUAAGAAUGGAUGUUUUGAUGUGAUUAAAUAUGAAACCUGCAACAUAUGUUCUUGACUUUAUUGAAUCUGAUACCUCUCUGCGACUAUAUUCAUUGUGUAUUAUAUAAACAAAUACAUAUAACAUACAGAUAUUUGGAUCAGAUUAAAUC